This is a messenger RNA of Sardina pilchardus (European sardine), 1238 nucleotides long. RefSeq names its product homeobox A10b (gene hoxa10b). Gene Ontology annotation, cellular component: nucleus. NCBI's taxonomy places the organism in Eukaryota, Metazoa, Chordata, Actinopteri, Clupeiformes, Clupeidae. Gene Ontology annotation, molecular function: DNA-binding transcription factor activity, RNA polymerase II-specific; RNA polymerase II cis-regulatory region sequence-specific DNA binding. Gene Ontology annotation, biological process: regulation of transcription by RNA polymerase II. Bases 22 to 1047 code for a protein of 341 amino acids. The transcript has 2 exons. The record is from RefSeq and is a predicted model, not a curated record.
CCGUCAAAACACUCCACAAACAUGUCAUGCUCGGAGAACGCGGCCGGGAACUCGUUUCUGGUGGACUCGCUGAUCAACGGACGGGCUGAGGGCAACGGUGGCUCGUGCUACACGAGCGGUGGUCUAUAUUUGCCCCCCGGUGCCGAGUAUUCAUACGGACUACCGAACUGUGGCUAUUUCCCCGGAUUUAAACGCGGCGAGAGCCAGCCGCAGACCGGGAUCCCGUCACCGAGCGCGUACCCGCCGGGAAUGGACGCGUGGCUCGGGGCGUCUCGCUCGUGUCGCGUUGAACAGACCAUCAGCCAGCAGCAGCCCGUUCGCCCGUUCUCACCGAGCAUUAAGGAAGAGAGUUCGUACUGCCUGUACGAACCGGACAAGUGUCCCAAAGACUCGCUGACCGAGGGGGCGUACACGCGCGGAACGCCGGACUCGUGUCCGGUGAACACGAGCAACGGCACCGUUCCGGUACCUGGUUACUUCCGCUUGUCUCAGACGUACGCAACCUCGAAAUGUUUCUCGGAGCUUCAGUCCAAUUCCCCUCAUUUUCCGCCGCCGCCACGAGCAGCCUGUUUCGACACCUCCCCGUCUUCCUCGCCGGUACCGGAGACGGUCAGACGCGAGGGAGAGAGCGACGCGCCCCCUGCACGCGCACCUUGCACGCCGGCGCGAGACAAGGAGACGCAGGACUAUUCCGCCGGUGCGUCGUCGUCCUCUCCCGAGCCUACGGACAGUCUCGCGAACAGCUCCGCGAAGCCAAAGAAAGGUGAGUCUCGGGGCGGUGACGGUAACGGCACAGCCAGCUGGCUAACGGCUAAGAGUGGCCGCAAGAAACGGUGCCCGUACACCAAGCACCAGACGCUCGAGCUGGAGAAGGAGUUUCUGUUCAACAUGUACCUGACGCGCGAGCGGCGCCUCGAGAUCAGCCGCGGCGUGCACCUCACGGACAGACAGGUGAAGAUCUGGUUCCAGAACCGGAGGAUGAAGCUCAAGAAAAUGAGUCGCGAGAACCGGAUUCGGGAGCUUUCGGCCAAUUAUGGUUUUUCCUGAGUUCGUUCCUCUCUCUCGUCUCGUGGCCCUUCUCCUCCUCCUCGUUCCCGCGCCCAGUUUCGUUUUGUCUAUAACUGUUACAGGAGAAAUAUUGCUAAUUUAUUGUCGUGUACUGUUGACGUUUUUUUAAUCUGUUUGUUGUUAAUGUUUAUAUAUCAGUAUUAUUCCACGGUUUUUGUUUUUGUUGUGAA